Messenger RNA from Didymodactylos carnosus, 1617 nucleotides. The record is from the annotation of a GenBank genome assembly. Lineage: Eukaryota; Metazoa; Rotifera; Eurotatoria; Philodinida; Philodinidae.
AUGCUAUCAAGUAGUUCAUCUCAUGUUCCUCGACCUAUAAAACGUCAGAUUUUUUCUAAUGAACGACAAUAUCAAAUAUUAAAUUCACCAGUAUCGAUAAACUCUUCGGUUAGAAGUGAGAAGACGCCCCGAAAUGGAAGAUCAGACAAAAUUGUAUCACCAUCUGUCGUAAUUUUAAAACAAAGCAAACUUCAUACAGUAUCUAGUCAAAAAUCUACAUGGUUAACAAAAAAAUGUUUGGUGAGAAGUUUGGUUAUAGCGUGUGCACUAGCUAUUAUUGCCACUGUUGUAACAAUCGCAGUUAUAUUUACUCGACCACAUGGUUCAGACAACGCCACAACAUCGACGUCUUAUAAUGUCACUUCGGCGUAUUGGUCAUUUGACAAUACCACACAAGAUUUAUAUGGGGUGUAUAACGGAGUGCUAAUCAAUGGUGCCACAUACUAUACAUCACCGGCCAGUACAAAUGCAGCGACACCCUAUUUUGGGGUCGGUGCAUCUCUCUAUCUUCAAUCGUCAUUAAAUCAAUCAGUCCUCAUUAACAGUACAUUCUUCAAUUUUUCCUAUACGAGUUGGACGGUUGAAGCGUGGAUAUAUCCCACAGCAGUUGGUGGUGACGAUGAUAUUCUUGGACAAUGUGAAAGCAGUGUUGGUACAAAUCUUUGCCUGUAUUUGAUUCUACGUGGUAGCCGCAUGUUUAUGGGUUUCUCACCCAAUUAUCUGUCGGGUACAACUGUCUUGUCUUCCAAUGUCUGGCAUCAUCUUGCUUACGUUUACAAUUAUCAAACACAACAACAGAUUCUUUAUCUAGACGGUGUGCAAGACGCCAUACAAUCGAAUGUGUCACCCUAUCAAGGUCAAAAUGGAUCAAUAACCAUUGGUACGUCAGCAAUUUUGUCUUCAAGUAGUUUCUUCAAUGGUUACAUCGAUAAUGUUGCUCUUACGACAAGAGCAAAAUCUGCAACAGAAAUUCUCGCCGAUGGAACUUUGAGUUUUUAUUUCUCAUUUGAUAACCCAACUCCAUCGUUGGACAAUGGUCCAAACGGCCUCAAUUGUACAAUUUCAAAUGGAGCCACAGUUAGCGGGAGAGUAAAUCAGGCUAUACGAUUAAAUGGCGCUUCGUCAUACGUUCAAUUGUACGGCUUUUAUCAAUGGGGUUUUAUUUCUGCAAAACCAUUUUCAGUCGCCAUGUGGAUCAAUCCAAUUUCCACUUAUGGUGGUACACUAUUACAUUUCUCAAGUACAAGUACCGGUAGUAGUUGUCUUUCUCUCAUGGGCAUAACUUUAGGUGGUCAAAUAAUAGUACAGGCAUAUUAUAGCAAUAAUCCAUCUAUAGUUGGGCCACAGUUAUCGACUAACACUUGGACACACAUCGGCUAUACCUAUUCGACAACAAAUGGUAUGAUACUCUAUUACAAUGGUGCAGCGUAUCUAACGCUAGCUGUCUCCAGCUUUUACAAUAAUGGUUACAUAGAUUAUUUAAAUUUUGGUUCCAAUCUUGGUUGUUGUGGAUGUGCUAAUGUGCCUAAUUAUGCUUUUCAAGGAUCACUGGAUGAGUUGUAUGUUUAUAGACGAGAAAUUAGUGCAUCAGAAAUGUUAGCACUUGCUAAUCCAUAA